Messenger RNA from Helobdella robusta, 525 nucleotides. RefSeq lists its product as hypothetical. Lineage: Eukaryota; Metazoa; Annelida; Clitellata; Rhynchobdellida; Glossiphoniidae. Bases 1 to 525 code for a protein of 174 amino acids. The record is from RefSeq and is a predicted model, not a curated record. The transcript has 6 exons.
AUGCACUUCUAUAUAUCAUGCAUCAUCAACAACAUUGGCAGUCGCAACAUGUUGAGCAGUAUUAAAAAUUUUAUUGGCGAGGAAAAAGAUGAUGAUAAUGUCGGCAAAGAUGAUGGCGAUGAGGAAGAAAAAGAUGGAGCCGGAAGUGACGUCACAAGGACGCCCAAGCGGCCACGCUUGAAUAAAGAUGACGAGGCAAAUGAUAAAUAUGAAAAAUGCUAUGGAAGUUAUUGGCCGCUGUUCAUCCCAAUCAUUCAAAGGUCAGAGUUUUUUUGUUUGAACAUUUACGUCACUGGUGGCGGUAAAAUAUUUUUCAAAGUUGCUGAUGCUGUUAUCAACAACAAUAAGGGAAAUGAUGAGAGUAAUGAGGAUAAGUUGUUGAUAAUGCUGCUGAUGAGAAACAAACUCAUACGAAAUUACACACACGGAAACACGAAGGGAGGAAGAUUUCAAAUAGUCUUUCACAUCUCAAGAGAUCCGACAGCAUCAGGCACACAUGCACAGGCAAACACAAGCAAACAUUAA